Messenger RNA from Puccinia graminis f. sp. tritici CRL 75-36-700-3, 954 nucleotides. RefSeq lists its product as uncharacterized. The transcript has a single exon. The record is from RefSeq and is a predicted model, not a curated record. Bases 1 to 954 code for a protein of 317 amino acids. Lineage: Eukaryota; Fungi; Basidiomycota; Pucciniomycetes; Pucciniales; Pucciniaceae.
AUGGCCGCAACAUCUCAGUUGAACAACAACAACAAGACCGCGAACGAAGAGAACAACUCUCGACCGACUCCGGAGCCGGAACUAGACUUGUUGGACUACAGCGAGGAGAUGACUCGCGAUAUCAAUUCAGUCCCGCCGCUGCAGAACGCAUUCGGAAACUUAGGAUCCAGUCUGCCUCAAAUCAACGAGGACGACAUGAGACCACAGGCGCAAGGAGCUCGGCCUUCGGAGUCAGGAAUCUCACCGGCGUUGAUCAACUCCAGAGCCACUUCCCUAGCCCUAGAGACUAUGUCAAACCGAUCGACUCCAGUACCGCGCCCGGUCGAACGCCAAACUUUCGCGGUCCAUACGAGUACCGCGACAAACCUGACGAUUCAAUCUCCGACCCCUCGUCAGUUCAAUCAGAACCCAAUCCCUACGUUGAGCCCCUCGCCAGCUCCGACAGGUCAGGUCGAUAUAAUAGUCGACAACCAGGACUUAGAAGUAUUCAUCAACCUAUUCAACGACCAAUGGUUGAUGUUCAUCCAAGCGAGGGACAACAACAACGUUCCCUUGAUGCGAGCUGCCCUCACCCAAGCGAUAUCCAGCCAGGAAGUGAUCAGAGAUUUGGCGGGAGGCGAGGAGAUGUUAAGGAUCAGCGAGAAUUGGAUCGCGAGAGAAGAGCUAGCGGACUUGGAGAGAUCCCAGCAAGCGAACCCCACGCCGCCGGUCCAACGCCUAGCUAUAACUCAAAGAGCCCACUCCCACACCAUCAGCCCAUCACCAGCACCCCAGCCGCUCACACGCCAAGCUUCGGAAAUAACCUACCUGGGUUCUGGCCAGCAACAGCUCCAAAAUCAAACUACCUCCCAGAGACCUCAGACUGCGCACAGACAGCAUCAAGACACCAGGACGCAAUCGGCGCAAGGCAACCAUUUGCCUCCACCCCCGCCACCGUCUACUCAACCCCCUUGA